Messenger RNA from Symbiodinium necroappetens, 4026 nucleotides. The record is from the annotation of a GenBank genome assembly. Lineage: Eukaryota; Dinophyceae; Suessiales; Symbiodiniaceae.
GAUCGGCUGGGUUGGAGUUUCGUCGUCUGCAACGUGUGCAACCUGGGGGAGGCAGGGCGAUGCCGCGAGCAGCAGCUGGUCUUUCGCUACGAUGGGCCUUUGAGACAUCUACCGGUGGUCCGGAACUUGAACCACGUGCUUGACGAGGCAGCUUUCCACGGGCUGUCGCUGCCACCUUACUGGCUGAACGAAGACGUGUUGGCGCACAGGAAGAACCGCUCGAUUGAAGUCUGCUCACAAGACGAGGUGGCGAACCUCCAGGAGAUCUUCGACGAGACCUUCAAGCGCAUUCUGACGCGGGACCGUGUCUACGAGUAUCAGGCCCGCACCAAUGAGGAGAUGCCUUAUCGCCUCGAAGUGGUGCAUGCCUUCAGGAGCGAGAAUGCGGAGCUCUACCUGAAGUUCGCAGAGCGGCGAGAAGAGUACAAGGGCGGCUGGCCGCUGAAGGCCAAGAGCCACGGAGCCGGGUCGAUGAUCAACGAGCGACUACUGGAAGGAGAGUCUUACCUGGCGCACGGAACCAACCCAUCGUCGGCUAUGGCAAUCCUGAAGGGCGGCUUCAAGUUGGACCAUGCCGGCAGCGCCACCGGAACCAUGUUCGGAAACGGGGUUUACAUGGCCGAAUGCGUCUCAAAGUCCGACGAAUAUGCACGAGACGACAACGGGGGAACGUUCCCGGGUCUCAUGGCGAUGCUCAUCUGCCGCAGCCUGGUAGGCGACCCCUACAUCGUCCAAGACCCGGGCGACGCGGUGACUGCCGCCAAAGCAGCUGGCAUGGACUGUGUCGUGGGCACCUACCGGGAGUUCAUCUUCUUCGACGAGCGUCAGGUUUACCCGGAGUAUGCGGUCAUCUAUCGGCGGCAGUAUGAAGCGAGCAAGUCAUCUGCACUAGUGAUCCUGAUCGUUAUCAAUGCUGCAGUGAGUGACGGUGCUGAUGAGAUUUGUGGCGAUGGUGAUAGUGAUGAUGAGACGAGCAGAAGACACGUCGAUUACAUGAUACGCCGCGGGCCGGCACAGAAGGAGCGCUUGAGGGCCCGAGGGAAUGGUUGGCUGAUGCGCAAGACUACGAGUGGAACGACUGGCCGCAAUUGGCAGGUUCAGUUGGACAAAGGCGCGGCCUUGGUGUGCUUCGUGCUCGAGGGAGGAGUCCUGGGUGCGAUUCUGCACAUCAUGGACAGUGUGCCGGUUCCGGGGCUUCAAGUUCCUCUUCCCGGGAGUCUUAAUGAUGAGAUGGAUAGGGACUUGGACGAGCCAAAAAGGGCAGUGGAUCAGGGGCAUGAGCGUCAUGAUAGUCCCAAGAAGCAGAAGCCGUCGGAGGAGGUACUCAACAUGGCCUCCUUGAGGGGGCUCUUAGCAGAACAGUCUAUGUCCCUCCUGCAAGCGCAGCAGCAGCAGCAGAUCAGUGCGGCCCUGUCGGCCUUCGAGGAACGGCAGAGUGGUCGUAUGGACCGGGUGGAGAGCAAGCUCGAGCAGCAGGGAGAGACUAUGGGUGAAGUGCAAGAGCAGAUCAGGGAGCUUCAGGAUAGGUUGGCGAAAGUGGAGAAAGGAGGGGGUCCCGGCAUUGGUGCAGGCCCAGACCGGAAAUCUACCCUUGUCUUCGGCGGCUGGGCUGCUGAUACGCGCAAGGGAGUGCUUCUGGAGCAGCUUGACCAAGCCCUCAAAGGCCUGCAACUGCAAGGGAUGUUGGACACGGCUCCUUUCACCACUGGUGCUCGUAGAUCCGUGGCUCUCUGUCAGUUCAAGAAGCGUGCCCAUGAGUCAGAUGGUGACGCUCGACAGAGAAUGCUUCGAGUGAUUCAAGUGAUCAAUGCCUCGCAGGUGAAGUUGGAAGGGGCCGUCAGGCCUCUCUGGGCAUCCUUCUCAAAAAGCCCGGAAGAGAGGGGGCGAGCAGCCCUUGCAGCUGUGGUUCGUAAGGCUGUCUUGAGGAUGGCACCCCAACGUAUGCCUGAUUUGGACGUUGAAUAUCCGAGCGGAUGCACUUGGAUUAAAGAGGACCAGAUCAGUGGUAUGGGAGCACCUCCGGACGAGGUGCAUGGGGCUAGGAUUGUCAGCACCAAGGGUGGAAGUGGAUGGCUGGAUGAGCGGACCCUGUCGAAAUGGCUAAAUGUUGAGCUUGGGGACCUGCAGCAAUUGGCAAUUCGUGACUCCAUUGAAGAGCAAGUCCAAAAAGACGAUCUAGUGCUACUUCAGGAAGUGCCGCGCGAGAGGGAGGGCUGGACCUUUCUAGAGCUUGAGGGGAAGAAAGUCGUCACUCAUAGGGCCGACAAGCAGUGGAGAGGGACUGGGCUCUGGUACGACCAAGGUGCCUGGUGUGUUCUCAAAAAGCAUGGCUCGGCUAAGGGGACGUGGUUCAAGCUCCGGCACCUGGAGGCGCACUUGGAGAUCUGGGUCGGGACCUCGCAUUUCACACCGGGGUGCAACUUGUCGCAGUAUGAGGUAGAGGUGCAGGACCAUUUCGACGCUCUACCCGGCUCUGCACAUAGGGUGGCCUACCUUGGGGAUGUCAACACAGGGUUCACAUGGACGCAAGAUGGUGAUGGGAUUACCAUUGUUCCUAAGGAGGGCAAGGGUGGCUUCUUACAUCAGAUGCUGACUGAGAAGGGCUUCGUCAUGGGGGUCCCUGAUUCUACCCAACUUCGUACUCCCACAAGUAGGUACCCUCGGCAUGAAACUGGGCCUCGCAUGUGGAUAGGAGGGGUGGAGCAGAUUGACUUCCUGGACCAAUCCGUCGUGGAAUCCCUAGCAGCGACCUGUACCAAACAAGUGCCGGGGCGAGGGUACAAGGACAGUAAAGAAGUGAAGCAAGCUUUCCAGGCUGCCAAGCGGUCGGGCACGGCAAUCCUGUGCAAGAAGGCCCUCAAGAUGCGAAAGGAGGCCCGAAGGACAUGGGAGCAAGAGCGGCUUGUCCGAGCUAGUGAGGGAGACUGGGUGUAUGCUGGUGUAGAAGUACCAGGCAUAGAGGGUCCGUGGAAAGGGGAGGUCCAAGCCUUCACGGUCGAAGAGCUCCGAGAGGGAGUCGGUCAACUCAAACGUGGCAAAAGUGUAGGAGCCGAUCGCACAUCUACAGAGCUGAUUUUGGGCCUGAUGCAAGUUCCUGGAGGGGAAAGUCAUCUUCUUGAAUGGUACAACAGGAUUUUAGCUACUCAGGUCAUUCCGGAGCAGUGGAAUCGGCCCAUACUGGUCAUGCUUCCCAAAAUCCGAGCCCCGAAGGCCGCAAAAGACCUCAGACCGAUUGCUAUGGGGUCGGCGGUCAGCAAGCUCUUUAGUCGGCUGCUGUUGAAUCGUGCUCUUCCCCACAUCCGCCCCUUCACCAGCAAACAGUGUUGUGGCCCCACCAGACAGACCGCGGACUACCUGUUCAGCAUAAUCCGCAUGUUUGAGCUUGCCCGUGAGUGGGGGGUACCCUUUGCGGUUUUCAAGUUAGACCUGGAAAAGGCCUUCGACAAGUUGGACAGAACAUCCUUGUUGAAUCGCCUGGAGGAAAAACUUGGGGCAGGGCCGGAAAUGAAUUGCUGGCGGGGAUUGCUGCGGGAUACGGUUGGCAUUCUGCAAACACCAUGGGGGAGAACGGAGGUGGCCAUGAACACUGGCAUAAAGCAGGGGGCCGUAGAGUCGCCUUCUAUGUUUGCCUGGGUGGCGGAGCUUGCACUUGCAGAGGCCAUUGAGAAGUACAGUUGGCAUGCCAGAGGGUCCCUGUUUGCUGACCUGCCAUCGGAGGAGAUGUUGUACAUGGAUGAUGGCAUGUUGUGGCAAGGGUCCCUUCCUGUCAUUCAGACCAGGGUUGAGCAGUUAGCUGCAGAGUUCUCUCGGUAUGGCCUACGGCUGAACCCUCGCAAGUGCCAGCUAUACGCUUCCCCGAAGGUGCAGGGCGACAGGGCUAUUCGGAUCGACGGGCAGCGGAUUGAGGCCACGGACUGGUGGUGCUAUGAAGCAAAGGGCGCAGGUGAUGCAGAGGGUUGUUGGAGGUACAGCACUAUGGUGCAUCUGCUGUAUCCCUCCAGAUGCUGCAGCUAUGUCCCUGCUUAA